GGCGGCUCUAGGGGGGCCCCCGACCUCGAGACCGAGUCCUGGUCAAUUCUUGGGGGGUUUAAGGUGCGCACAACACGUACUGUACACCCAACAAAGGCCGACGAGGACCGGCUGCCAUCAUUCAUGGCCCGGCCCAUCAGAUAACUGCCCGCUCUCCCGCAGGCGCCCUGGGGGAUGCCCUGUACCUGCUGUAUGUGGUUGCGGUCCUGGUCUAUCUCAAGUGUGCGUCAAGACCCGGUUUCGUGCUUGGCUCCCUCUCCCGUCAGCCACCAUAAAUACGGCCUGCUCCCUUCUUUGACACACGUAUGGAGGGCUCAUUAUUUUGAGCCCUCACUGAGCUACCCGUCCCAUCCGAAUCAUACUUGCUACUCUUGACUUGGCGGACUCGACUAUAAUAAGUCCUUCGUCUCCCUCCCUCUUGGCUAGAUACAUAUCAGAGUGACUACCAAGCACUCAUUAGUCCUACAACAAAGCAUCACAGGCAUAAGAACAUCCCGGCUCACUCACCCACGAGUCCUAACAAAAUCAUCACAUUAUCCAGGAGACGGUUUCUUUCUACUACUUCUUUUGUGUCCAUGUCGCCCUCUGCCCUGACAGACUCCCCGCCAUCACGCACCUCGGACCCGGCCGUCCAGCGCGUCGUCAGCAGCGGCGUCGACAGCCUCGCGGUGCAGGACCCCUUCCCGAGCUUCCAUGGCUACGACCAUGUCACCUGGUGGGUGGGCAACGCCAAGCAGGCGGCGUCGUACUACACCACCCUCUUCGGCAUGACCACCAUCGCCUACCGCGGGCUCGAGACCGGGUCACGCUACUUCGCCUCGUACCUGGUCGGCAAGGGCGACGUCCGCUUCGUCUUCACCUCCCCGCUGCGCUCGCACGCCCACCUCCCCGCCGACGAGCCCAUCUCGUCCGAGGACCGGGCGCUGCUGGUCGAGAUGCACGCGCACCUCGAGCGCCACGGCGACGCCGUCAAGGACGUGUGCUUCGAGGUCGACGACGUCGAGGGCGUCUACGCCCGCGCCGUCGAGCAGGGCGCGACGUCCAUCGCACCGCCCCGGGUCCUGUCCGACAAGCAGCACGGCUCCUCCGUCGUGACGGCCGCCAUCCGCACCUACGGCGACACCACCCACACCCUCCUCUCGCGCCGCGGCUACGGGGGCGUCUUCAUGCCGGGCUUCCGGGCCGUGACCAAGCCGACCCCCGCGGCCCACGCGGCCCUGCCCGACGCGCCCCUCCGGCGCAUCGACCACUGCGUCGGGAACCAGGACUGGGGCGACAUGGCGGCCGCGUGCGACUUUUACGAGCGCUGCCUGUCCUUCCACCGCUUCUGGUCCGUCGACGACAACCAGAUCAGCACCGAGUUCAGCGCCCUCAGCAGCGUCGUCAUGGCCAGCCCCAACAACGUCGUCAAGAUGCCCAUCAACGAGCCCGCAAAGGGGAAGCGGCGCUCCCAGAUCGAGGAGUACGUCAUCUUCAACUCCGGGGCCGGGGUGCAGCACAUCGCCCUCCUCACCGACGACAUAAUCGCCACCGUCGAGGCCAUGCGCGCGAGGGGGGUCGAGUUCAUCGAGGUUCCCCCGACCUACUACGACUCGAUGCGCAAGCGCCUCCGCACCGAGCGCCGCGGCUGGGAGCUGGCCGAGGAGUUCGACACCCUCGUGCGCAACAACAUCCUCAUCGACUACGACGAGGGCGGAUACCUGCUCCAGCUCUUCACCCGCCCGCUCAUGGACCGGCCCACCGUCUUCAUCGAGAUCAUCCAGCGCAAUAACUUUGACGGCUUCGGCGCCGGCAACUUCAAGAGCCUGUUUGAGGCCAUCGAGAGGGAGCAGGCCGAGCGCGGAAACCUAUGAUCCUUUUCGUUUCCGCUUCUAGUGUUUGACUUGACUCCCUUUCAUCUUCUUCAUUCGCUUCCCUCUUCUUUUUCUUCUCGACGCGAAACCCACCAUGUAUUGGGAACGAAAUCUGCCUGUUUUAUGUUUUGGAUCGAGCGGUUUGCGGCAUGACGGCUACGUUAAGGUUUUGAUCCCCUUUUUCUCUGUAUAUACUUGUGCAUCUUGGGUGGCUCAUCUUCACAGUACGGCGAAUAGCAAAAUAUCACCUCUUUGGAAACUUCCCGAUGCUGCCCUAAUUAUUUGAUUGUAAACCGUGG
This is a messenger RNA of Gaeumannomyces tritici R3-111a-1, 2152 nucleotides long. RefSeq names its product 4-hydroxyphenylpyruvate dioxygenase. The coding region runs from base 576 to 1853 and encodes 425 amino acids. The record is from RefSeq and is a predicted model, not a curated record. Gene Ontology annotation, biological process: L-tyrosine catabolic process. Gene Ontology annotation, molecular function: 4-hydroxyphenylpyruvate dioxygenase activity. The transcript has a single exon. Lineage: Eukaryota; Fungi; Ascomycota; Sordariomycetes; Magnaporthales; Magnaporthaceae.